Messenger RNA from Scatophagus argus, 1441 nucleotides. RefSeq names its product glyoxalase domain containing 4 (gene glod4). The record is from RefSeq and is a predicted model, not a curated record. The transcript has 9 exons. Lineage: Eukaryota; Metazoa; Chordata; Actinopteri; Scatophagidae. The coding region runs from base 91 to 987 and encodes 298 amino acids.
UCGAUUACAGAGAAAACGAUCAUAAAGGAAGUGUAAUCGUUCCCUGCACAUCGAUCUGCAAUAUACACAAUACAGUAUCUGUCAAGCAAUAUGGCUUUGAGACGAGCGCUGCAUUUUGUUUUUAAGGUUGGAGACAGGACCAAAACAGCUACGUUUUACCGAGAUGUUCUGGGUAUGAAGAUUUUACGUCAUGAAGAGUUUGAGGAAGGCUGCAAAGCAACCUGUAAUGGCCCCUACGAUGGAAAAUGGAGCAAAACGAUGGUUGGAUUUGGUCCAGAAGAUGACCAUUUUGUUGCUGAACUGACAUACAAUUAUGGGGUGGGAGAGUAUCAACUUGGCAAUGACUUCUUGGGGCUCACUGUACAGUCCAGCAAAGCUGUAAACAACGCUAAACGUUUGGGAUGGCCUCUUACUGAGGUAGAAGAGGCUGUGUAUCUCACCCAGGCUCCGGGAGGUUAUCCUUUCUACCUUGUGGAUAAAGAGCAGCCUCCCAAUGAUCCUGUGCAAAAGGUUUGUCUCGGGGUAUCAGACCUCCAGAGGUCGACCCACUACUGGACUACGCUCUUGGGAAUGAAAGUUAUGGAGAAGAAUGAGGAAAAGAAAACAGUGCUGAUGGGAUUUUCAGACACUCAAUGUAAACUUGAGCUUCACGACAUCAGUGGGACAGUAGAUCAUGGAACAGCUUUUGGGAGAAUAGCAUUUUCCUGCCCACGGGAGCAACUGCCUGAACUGGAGGCCUUGAUGAAAAAAGAAAAUCAGAAAAUUCUCACUCCAUUAGUCAGCCUGGACACUCCUGGAAAAGCCACAGUAGAAGUGGUUAUCCUGGCUGACCCAGAUGGUCAUGAGAUCUGCUUUGUGGGAGAUGAGGCUUUCAGGCAACUGUCCACGGUGGACCCAAAAGGAAAUGAUUUGCUUGAUAAGGCCAUGGCUGAAGAUAAAAGUGAUGAGUGGUUUGCCAAACACAACAAACAGAAAGCUGCUGCAUGAGAUGAAGGGGCUUGCUGGAAAAUUGUGCAACAUUCCUCACCAGUUCAUUUCACGAUGCUGUACAAGACACCUUUAGUAUAAAUUUUCUUGUAAUGACAGCUCGAUUAUCCUUUGGCUUGCAGUAUGUGGUUUAUUUUUUUCCUUGGAAUCAUGCCACAAGGCACAGUUACAUAGACAGCAAUUUGUAAAAGGACCACUUGUUCAAAUUGUUGGACAUUUUUCUGGCACUAGAAAAAUGUCCAACAAACUGAUAUUUUACACACAGUGUACCUGGAGCUUUCGGGGGUUUGGCAAGGCAUGAUCAUCUUGUCAAAGCAUCCUGUUAACUGAUAAAUGCAUUCAGUAUCACGUAGUAGCAAUAAUUUUGUUGUGUGAUUCAGUUACAUUAAACAUUAUCAUUUGUAAAAUGACAAUCUAACUCAUCUGGUUGAAAUAAAGCUUGUUUCCAACUUGU